Propithecus coquereli (Coquerel's sifaka) is the source of this 2080-nucleotide messenger RNA. It is a transcript of the gene SUGP1, whose product is annotated as SURP and G patch domain containing 1. NCBI's taxonomy places the organism in Eukaryota, Metazoa, Chordata, Mammalia, Primates, Indriidae. The record is from RefSeq and is a predicted model, not a curated record. Gene Ontology annotation, cellular component: nucleoplasm. The transcript has 14 exons. The coding region runs from base 18 to 1955 and encodes 645 amino acids. Gene Ontology annotation, molecular function: RNA binding. Gene Ontology annotation, biological process: RNA processing.
GAGCAUUGUGGGAUUGAAUGAGUCUCAAGAUGGACAACCGAGAUGUUGCAGGGAAGGCUAACCGGUGGUUUGGGGUUGCUCCCCCCAAAUCUGGAAAAAUGAACAUGAACAUCCUUCACCAGGAAGAACUCAUAGCUCAGAAGAAACGGGAAAUUGAAGCCAAAAUGGAGCAGAAAGCCAAGCAGAAUCAGGUGGCCAGCCCUCAGCCCCCGCAUCCUGGCAAAAUUGCGAACACCCACAAUUCUUCCUGUGUUUCCAACAAGUUUGCCAACGACGGUAGCUUCUUGCAGCAGUUUCUGAAGUUGCAGAAGGCACAGACAAGCACAGAUGCGCCCCCCAGCGCAGCCAGCGCCCCUCCCAGCACGCCCGCCCCCAGCACCGGGAAGAGGCCCUUCCUCAUCAGCAAGCGGACGGGCCUGGGGCUGGGCAGCGCGCUGGGCCAGGUGAAGAACUACUCACACGCCAAGCAGCUGCCCGUGGCACACCGCCCAAGCGUCUUCCAGUCCCCCGACGAGGACGAGGAGGAGGACUACGAGCAGUGGCUGGAGAUCAAAGUUUCACCCCCAGAGGGAGCCGAGACUCGGAAAGUGAUAGAGAAAUUGGCCCGCUUUGUGGCAGAAGGAGGCCCCGAGUUAGAAAAAGUAGCUAUGGAGGACUACAAGGAUAACCCAGCGUUUUCAUUUUUGCACGAUAAGAAUAGCAGGGAAUUCCUCUACUACAGAAAGAAGGUGGCUGAGAUAAGAAAGGAAGCACAGAAGUCGCAGGCAGCCUCUCAGAAAGUUUCACCCCCAGAGGAUGAAGAGGCCAAGAACCUUGCAGAAAAGUUGGCCAGGUUCAUAGCAGACGGGGGUCCCGAGGUGGAAACUAUCGCCCUCCAGAACAACCGCGAGAACCAGGCCUUCAGCUUUCUGUAUGAACCCAACAGCCAAGGGUACAAGUACUACCGGCAGCAGCUGGAGGAGUUCCGGAAAGCCAAGGCCGGCUCCAUGGGCACCCUCACGGCACCUGACCCCAGCCUGAAGCACAAGUCCCCUCCUGAGGCCCUGUCAGGGUCCUUGCCCCCGGCCACCACCUGCCCUGCCUCAUCCACCCCUGUGCCUGCCGUCACCCCUUCUCCAGCCGCCCCCGGGAAGCCAGCCUCCGCAGCCACUGUGAAGAGGAAGCGGAAGAGCCGGUGGGGGCCCGAAGAGGACAAGGUGGAGCUGCCACCUGCUGAGCUGGUGCAGAAGGACGUGGACGCCUCUCCCUCACCUCUGUCAGUUCAGGACCUCAAGGGGCUCGGCUACGAGAAGGGGAAGCCUGUGGGUCUGGUGGGUGUCACAGAGCUGUCAGAUGCCCAGAAGAAGCAGCUAAAGGAGCAGCAGGAGAUGCAGCAGAUGUACGACAUGAUCAUGCAGCACAAGCGGGCGAUGCAGGACAUGCAACUGCUGUGGGAGAAGGCGGUGCAGCAGCACCAGCACGGCUACGACAGUGACGAGGAGGUGGACAGCGAGCUGGGCACCUGGGAGCACCAGCUGCGGCGCAUGGAGAUGGACAAGACGCGGGAAUGGGCUGAGCAGCUGACGAAGAUGGGCCGGGGCAAGCACUUCAUCGGAGACUUCCUGCCUCCGGAUGAGCUGGAGAAGUUCAUGGAGACCUUCAAGGCCCUGAAGGAGGGCCGCGAGCCUGACUACUCAGAGUACAAGGAAUUCAAGCUAACCGUGGAGAACAUUGGCUACCAGAUGCUGAUGAAGAUGGGCUGGAAGGAGGGCGAGGGGCUGGGCUUGGAGGGCCAAGGCAUCAAGAACCCGGUUAACAAGGGCACCACCACGGUGGACGGCGCCGGCUUUGGCAUUGACCGGCCGGCCGAGCUCUCCAAGGAGGAUGAUGAGUACGAGGCCUUCCGCAAAAGGAUGAUGCUGGCCUACCGUUUCCGGCCCAACCCCCUGAAUAAUCCCAGGCGGCCUUACUACUGAGUGUUCUGGAGAAACACACCGACCGACCAUCCCUGGACUGUGGAAUGUUCCAGCCUGCAUUUCUGCCCACCCCUCCUGUUGUCACAAGUGUCAUGCUGUGAUUUAAAGUCCCAGUGCUCACCCAC